Petromyzon marinus (sea lamprey) is the source of this 1817-nucleotide messenger RNA. RefSeq names its product cysteinyl leukotriene receptor 1-like. Lineage: Eukaryota; Metazoa; Chordata; Hyperoartia; Petromyzontiformes; Petromyzontidae. Gene Ontology annotation, cellular component: plasma membrane. Gene Ontology annotation, molecular function: G protein-coupled receptor activity. The record is from RefSeq and is a predicted model, not a curated record. Gene Ontology annotation, biological process: G protein-coupled receptor signaling pathway.
UGGAGCUCUGCGAUGGAAGAAGCAGAGAGAUGCUGUGGCCUGCAGCAUGGUGGUUGAACAAAGUGCAGAUGAGUUGUCACAGUGGUAGACGAAGUCCUCAACACAUGAGUUGAAAUGAGUGAUAUAUACCGGAACAUUUGCUGAAGUUGCUAAUGCGACCAUAAGCACAUUGAUAACCCAUCACCGCAUUGUUUGUUCAGCUGUGUAACUGGUAGAGAAGCCCAACGAUCGUGACGAUGAACCCGAGCGCAGCUCCCAAUGGGUCCAGGUCCUGCUCAAUGGACGACUCCUACAAGUACCCCAUCUACUCGGCCAUCUACGGCAUCGUCUGCAUCAUAGGGAUGAUGGGCAACGCCAUCGCGCUCUACGUCUUCCUGUGCCUCACGCGGACCAAGAGUGCCAGCACCAUCUACCUCAUCAACCUGGCCCUCGCCGACAUGUUCUUCGUGCUGACGCUGCCGCUGCGCGUCGUCUACUACGUGCGCGAAGGCGACUGGCCGUUCGGGGACGCGAUGUGCCGCAUCAGCUCGUUCGCCUUCUACGCCAACCUGUACAGCAGCAUCUUCUUCCUCACCGGCCUCAGCGUGACGCGUUACCUGGCCGUGGUUCACCCCGUGCGCUCGCUCAAGGCUGUCACGGCGAGGCAUGCGGUCAUCGCCUGCGUGUCCAUCUGGGUCUUCGUGACCCUGAUCACCUCCCCGUUCCUUCUCAGCGGCCAGCACGUCUUAUCAAGCGGGAGGAUCCUGUGCUUCGAGAGCUCGGGCAGCAGCCUGAAAAUGGUUUUUGCCAUGAACUACGUCGCCCUGGUGGUCGGAGUCCUCAUCCCGUUCGCGAUCAUCGUCGUCUGCUACGCGGCCAUCGCCCGGAUGCUGAUGAAGACCCCGGAAGGCCAGCGCAGGGACUCGAACGUGCGGAAGCGCGCGGUGCGCAUGAUCGUGCUGGUGCUCACGGUGUUCGUGGUCUGCUUCAUCCCGUACCACGUGCAGCGCACGCUGCUGCUCCACCAGCUCAUCAACCGCCACAGCAGCUGCGAUACGAAGCUCUACCUGCAGAAGUCGGUGGUGGCCACCGUCUGCUUCGCCGCCUUCAACAGCUGCCUCGACCCGCUCAUCUACUUCUUCGUCGGCGAGAAGUUCCGCGAGCGGUUCAUGAGCGCCGUGCGGAGGUACGCAACGAGAUUUGGACUUGCUAGGGUGUUUUUCGAGGUGGCGCCUUGCACAGCUCUCUCCAAUGUGUUUUUUUUCCUUCCGAAUAAUACCGCGAUGUUUUCAUUGCACGUGCAGAGAGCCGCUCCAGGAACUGAGUAUCCAGUUUCAGUUGGACUGAUGGAGUGGCCCAAAAAGUGGACGGGGGCUAGAAUGCUGCUUUGGACGUGACGUUAAAAGUGGCGCAAUGGGGGUCAUAGCAUGACAUUUGGAACCUCCUCUCCCCCUUGAGACCAUAACAUUGGAAUUUUGUUUAAAUUUACCAGAUAACGUUUAUUUUAUAACUAGAAAUCUACACGUCAUUUGGCCAUGACCAUCAGUCUCUUCCUUUGUACCCUCUUCUACCUCUCCCUCGCUCUUCUCCGUCCACUCUAUUUCACCCACUUAAACUAUGAACUAAAACUUAAUUUUAUUUUACCAGGUAAGGGCCACUGAGCUAUAUAGCUCGUUUUUCACAAGCGACCUGCCCACAAAUGAUAGCUCAACGAAGUGGAUUAUAGCAGCAAAAAAUAUUCUUCAACGCAUAUUGAUUCUAAAUGUGGAGGAAACAACCAGAGAACACGGAGAAAAAACCACACAACCACAGGGAGAGCACGCAAACUCCAAAUAUAU